UUGCUUUCUGCCGCAGAGAGUCUGAGGACUUUAUUUUUGGAAAUUCACAACACUUUAGGUGUUCUGUGGUUUGCGAUGUGUCGCCUCCUGAACGUAUUGUUGGCUCUGCUGAGUCGCUUCCUGUUUGCGGUCCACGGGGUUGUGACUGUCUGGAGAGUUGUUGCUGUUAAAGAGGAGCCACUCUAUUGGCUGCUGCUGAUGGGCGUGGCUCUGCUGGGUGUGGAAAUGGCGGUUACCCUUAAAUGCACUCCUAACGCAGAGUGGAAAUGGUUCUCCCCCAUGGUUUUCCUCUAUCUCAGCACUGUCAUCCCGUCCAUUUGGUUUCUUGAGCUGAGUCUGUUACAGUCCAAGCUUCCCCUCAAUAACUCCUCCAGUCCCGAGCUUCAUUUGCUGGCUCACAUCCCAAUCACAGAGGUAAGCAUCCCACCACCGCACUGCCCUCCCCGCCUCACAUUACCCCGUAGCCACAUUAGAGCGACGCCCGAUAACAGAUAA
This is a messenger RNA of Austrofundulus limnaeus, 495 nucleotides long. RefSeq names its product transmembrane protein 26. The record is from RefSeq and is a predicted model, not a curated record. Bases 76 to 495 code for a protein of 139 amino acids. Lineage: Eukaryota; Metazoa; Chordata; Actinopteri; Cyprinodontiformes; Rivulidae. The transcript has 3 exons.